AGGUAAUUCUUGCUGAUGAUGUUGCGAUUCAUAAAUAUCCUAACAUUGAUGAAUUUGCUUUAGGUGAACAAAUCCUAGUUCGUUCAUUUUGUGAAGUUAGAUUGCACAAAAGAAAAAAAUUUGCUGAAGUUGAAGCCGAGAAUACCAAAGUCAAAGUUGAAAAUAUGAAAUUAAAACAAAUUUUGAAAGAACAUGAAAUCAGAUUCACAAAACUGGAAUAUGAUGUUUCACUAAUCAAGAAAGAAGUAGCUAUUUCCCCUGAAAUUAAUUCUGAUAAUACUCCCACAGAAUUUAUUUCGCCACUUAUUGAAAGUCAGUCUGAGGAGAAGAAAGUUAUUAUUCCCGAUCCCAUGCCUGAAUAUAACUCGAUCCAGGUCCAAAGGAGCGAAUCUAAAUCUCUAUCAGAGCCUGGAAUAUUCACAACCUCUUUAUCACAGGGCCAAGACAUUAUCAAUGACAAUACAGCUGAGACCCUUGAUUUUGUAGAAACGAUAAAUACCACCAUCGAAAUUACCCAAUUAGAACCAAGCCCUAUCGAUCAAGUGCAAAGUAACAUUACUUCUGAAAUAAAAAUUCCAUAUAAUCAAAAAGUAGAACAGGGUCUAAUGGGUGAAUUAUCUGGUUGCAGUAAGGAGAAUAUCGCUAUACAAGAUGUGGAUAUACAAAUUCCUAAUCUUCCUCUAGAGACAAUAUUAAUAGGAUCCGAUGAAGUUACUGCUGAGAUUAUAGUAGACUUGACCACUAACAUAAAUGAUACAAUCAAUUGCCAAGAAGUGAUCAGCAUUCUGAAAAAGAACGCGCACGUAACUGAAUCAUCCAGCUCAAACGAUUUAUCAAGCAUUAAGAUAAGUGAGGAAGCCAAGAUAAGCAUAUUACCUAUAUCUCAAACUGAAAAGAAAGCUUUCAAGUCUAUAAAUCCCGUUUCACCAAAAAUCCAGGUAAAUACAUCUAACAAAUCCCGAUCUUCAAUUUCUGUCUUACCCGAUGACCCAAAAGAGAAACAAAAACAUGUUAUCAAAAUGGCAUUGGAAUGGUUUCCCGUUUUAUCUUUGAAAUAUA
Molecule: messenger RNA, 1059 nt
Organism: Ambispora gerdemannii
Lineage: Eukaryota; Fungi; Glomeromycota; Glomeromycetes; Archaeosporales; Ambisporaceae
Source: the annotation of a GenBank genome assembly